Messenger RNA from Capsella rubella, 1342 nucleotides. RefSeq names its product ethylene-responsive transcription factor ERF117. The transcript has a single exon. Gene Ontology annotation, biological process: regulation of DNA-templated transcription. Lineage: Eukaryota; Viridiplantae; Streptophyta; Magnoliopsida; Brassicales; Brassicaceae. Bases 305 to 1342 code for a protein of 345 amino acids. The record is from RefSeq and is a predicted model, not a curated record. Gene Ontology annotation, molecular function: DNA-binding transcription factor activity; DNA binding.
AUCAAUAUUCAUAAACUGUAAUUAUUAAUAACGUCUUCAAUGUUUCGUCUUCCUUAGUUUUUUUUUACAUAAUAAGCUCCUUUUCGUUUUUUAUUUUAAUCUUUCUACAGACACACUCUCUCCACAAGACACAACAACACACAUAAAAAGGUACGAUGAUGAAUCUUUAACUAUAUAUGUUCUAUGUUUAGGUUUUUGAUAUCUGAUCACAUAAACUCAAAACUCAAUAUGUUUUUCUACUUUUUAUGUUUUGAUUGUAAGAUUCUCCUGCAUGUUUACUUGAGUUUAAGUCGGAGAGACAACGAUGAUCCGUUCAAGAGAUGAAGUUGACGACAUCGUCGAUCUCAACGUGAUCAGAACAGUUAAUGUAAUCUGUAAUGAUCCAUACGCCACCGAUUCCUCUAGCGAUGAUGAUGAUGAAGUCGUCAUCUCCGGGAAGAAUACUCGCCGCCGUCACAUCAAACCUAAACCACGGAAGCGUUUCGUCUCGAGGAUCUGUGUCCCGACGCUGAUCAAAAGGUAUGAGAACCUUUCGAGUUCCACGGGGAACAAAGCAGCCGGGAAUCGGAAAACGUCGUCGGGAUUCAAAGGGGUAAGGCGGCGGCCGUGGGGGAAAUACGCGGCGGAGAUUAGAGAUCCGUUUGAGAAGAAGAGAAAGUGGCUUGGAACGUUUCCUACUGAAGAAGAAGCAGCAGAGGCUUAUCAGAGAAGUAAAAGCGUGUUUGAUGAACGAAUGGGUUUAGUUAAAGCCGAAGUGGAUGUGGUAGAUUUAACCAAGCCGUGUGGUGUACGUAAACCUGAAGAGUGCAGUGUACGUAAGCCGGUUAAAUCAACCAAGUCGUCGGUUCCAUCUCGGUCGGCUAAAGGCAAAAAGGUACAUAAGAAAAACGUUGUUGACAAUACAUUUGUUUGUGGUGGUUAUGUUGAUGAAGAUGAGGGGUUGUCGAUUGAUAAAUUGUUGGAAGAUCCGUUGAUGACACCUUCGAUUUCCGACAUUUUUCGCGAUUCGGCUGUUGGAUCGGAUGAUAUUUGGGUGGAUUGCAAUCCAGCGGAAUUUAAUUCUAUUUUCGAUGAUUUUAAGUUGGACUCUUUGGAGGUGGAUGAUAAAAUAGGCAAUGAGAAAACAUUAGGAUUCAAGAUUGGGGAUACUCCCGCUGAAAUUGCAUCGACGAUUGCAAAUAUUUUCGACGAUGCUGAUUUACGCGAGUUUGAGCAGUUGGCGGAUGAGUUUAGGUUAGGAGAUUCUCCAACGGAUGAUUUUUGGGUACUAGGGGAGCCAGACGUUGGUGAUGAUUAUAAUUGGCUUAAUAGUACCAUUGACUGGAUAGAUAAGAGUUUAUAG